Molecule: messenger RNA, 1773 nt
Organism: Vicia faba (fava bean)
Lineage: Eukaryota; Viridiplantae; Streptophyta; Magnoliopsida; Fabales; Fabaceae
Source: the annotation of a GenBank genome assembly
AUGGCGUUCUGGUGGUCCUUGCUCGUUCUAGCUUUCGCUUUCGCUGUCUGCAAAUUCCUUCUCAUGCUCAUUCCUCCCAAGGUUCCUUCAAUCGAUGUUGACGCUUCUGAUGUGCUGGAAGAUGGAAACCAAUCGCAGGAGAAUAGCUUCAUAUACGUGCCUCCGAGGGGAACGGCGCAGCAAUCAGGCAAGAAAGUUCAGUGCUAUGAGCCUGCUACCAUGAAAUAUUUGGGAUAUGUUCCUGCUUUGACACCAGAUGAGGUCAAGGAGCAAAUUGAAAAAGUACGGAAGGCACAAAAAAUGUGGGCAAAGACCAGCUUCAAGCAAAGGCGCCAAUUUUUGCGUAUACUGUUGAAGUAUAUAAUUAAACAUCAAGCACUAAUUUGCGAGAUAUCGUCACGUGAUACUGGAAAAACAAUGGUAGAUGCCUCUCUAGGAGAAAUAAUGACAACAUGUGAGAAGAUCAAUUGGCUACUGUCAGAGGGUGAACAAUGUCUGAAACCUGAGUACAGAUCCUCUGGAAGAGCAAUGCUUCAUAAAAGAUCCAGAGUAGAAUUUCACCCCCUUGGAGUUAUUGGGGCCAUUGUGUCAUGGAACUAUCCCUUCCAUAAUAUUUUUAACCCUAUGCUAGCAGCAGUUUUUUCUGGAAAUGGCAUUGUGAUUAAGAUAUCAGAACAUGCAAGUUGGUCUGGAUGCUUUUACUUCCGGAUCAUCCAAUCAGCCCUUGCUGCCAUAGGAGCUCCAGAGGACCUUGUUGAGGUGAUAACAGGGUUUGCUGAAACAGGAGAAGCACUGGUGUCUUCUGUUGAUAAAGUCAUUUUUGUUGGAUCUCCUGGGGUUGGUAAGAUGAUAAUGAAAAAUGCUGCUGAGACACUUAUACCAGUUACACUAGAGCUUGGUGGAAAAGAUGCAUUUAUUGUUUGUGAAGAUGUAGAUGUGGAUCAUGUUGCUCAAAUUGCUGUCAGGGCUUUUCUUCAGUCAAGUGGGCAGAACUGCGCUGGAGCUGAACGAUUUUAUGUCCAUAGGAACAUUUAUCCAUCUUUUGUCAGCAAAAUUACCAAAAUCAUAAAAUCUGUUACGGCUGGUCCACCACUUGCUGGGAAGUAUGAUAUGGGAGCUUUAUGCAUGCAUGAGCAUUCUGAAAAGCUUGAAGGUCUUGUAAAUGACGCUUUAGACAAAGGAGCUGAAAUUGUUGCUCGUGGAAGUUUUGGACAUAUAGGUGAAGACGCUGUUGAUCAGUAUUUCCCCCCCACUGUGAUUGUAAAUGUGAAUCACUCCAUGAGAUUGAUGCAAGAAGAGGCAUUUGGACCUAUCAUGCCAAUAAUGAAGUUUAGCUCUGAUGAAGAAGUUAUCAAGCUUGCUAAUGACUCAAAAUAUGGGCUCGGCUGUGCUGUUUUCUCAGGAAGUCAAAGUCAUGCCCGAGAGAUAGCUUCUCAUAUACAUUGUGGGGUGGCUGCAGUUAAUGAUUUUGCAUCAAAUUACAUGUGUCAGUCCCUUCCUUUUGGGGGAGUGAAACACAGUGGAUUUGGACGUUUUGGUGGUGUGGAAGGCCUGCGAGCAUGCUGCCUUGUAAAAUCAGUUGUUGAAGAUAGAUGGUGGCCAUUCAUCAAGACAAAAAUACCUAAGCCUAUUCAGUAUCCCGUGGCAGAAAAUGGAUUUGAGUUUCAGGAGUCACUCGUUGAAGCACUAUAUGGGCUUAGCAUAUGGGAUCGUUUGCAAGCAUUGGUAACCGUUUUGAAAAUGCUUACCGAGCAGAAUAAGAAGGAGAAAUGA